Sphaeramia orbicularis (orbiculate cardinalfish) is the source of this 4170-nucleotide messenger RNA. Its product is annotated as protein NLRC3-like. Gene Ontology annotation, molecular function: protein binding. NCBI's taxonomy places the organism in Eukaryota, Metazoa, Chordata, Actinopteri, Kurtiformes, Apogonidae. The record is from RefSeq and is a predicted model, not a curated record.
GCUGGGUUCAUUUCUCCUUCCUCUCCAAACGACAGCAGCUGUGAGUCUCUGCGUCUCUCCAUGAAGUGAAAACACGGAUUGACGGAAAAUCUCAUCACUGGUGGGGAAAGACUUAAACACAGGAAGUGGUUCAAAGUGUUUCCUGUUGGUGUUUCUGUAGCUGAACCACUUCUGAGCCUCAGGUGGUUGUGGACCAGCUGAACCCCCAUAAGGGUUUGGACUCCCUGUCCCACCUCCAAUAGAAGUAAGGUUUGUCGUGUGACUGAUGUGGAUUCAGCAGAAUGGAUCAGUGUGAGGAAAAGAGAGGAGGGAGCCCCUCCCCCAAAGACCACCGACAGGAUGCCCCCAAGACCUGGAACUGGACCGGACAUGCCCCCCAAAGCUCAGAGACCUGGACCAGGACCAGGACCAGGACCAGGACCUGGACAAGGACCCAGCUGUAUGUCCAUGAAGAGUACUGACUCCAUGGACUGGUUAAUUUACUUCCAACAGGAUGGUUCAUCAGAGUCAGUGAUCCAUCAGAGACCACAGUCCUCUGGACCUGAUCCUGGACCCAGUUGUGUGUCCUUCAGGAGUGACCGGUCCAUGUAUUUACCACCAGACUUUUCCACAGAGACAGUGGAGCAGCAGAGCUCAGAGGUUCCCACUGGUCUACAGGAUCAGACUCAGCUGGACUCCAUAUUUCAGCUGCUGGAGGAGAACAUCUGCACUUUUGUCAAGAACGAACUGAAGAAGUUCCAGCAGGUUCUGAGUCCAGAUUACCCAGAAACCUUUAUGAGUCUGAGUGAUGAGGAUGAAGAGCAGAGGAGGAGCUCAGAGGCUUUUCUGAAGAUCACACUGAACUUCCUGAGGAGGCUGAAGCAGGAGGAGCUGGCUGAGCGUCUGCACCGCAGAAGUCGGUCUGGAGAGAACAUCUGCACUUUUGUGAAGAACGAACUGAAGAAGUUCCACCACGUUCUGAGUACAGAUUACCCAGAAACCUUAGAGAGUCUGAGUGAUGAGGACGAAGAGCAGAGGAGGAGCUCAGAGGCUUUUCUGAAGAUCACAGUGAACUUCCUGAGGAGGCUGAAGAUGGAGAAGCUGGCUGAGCGUCUGCACCGCAGAAGUCAGUCUGGAGUUCAGCAGCGGAAACUGAAACGUAACCUGCAGCAGAAGUUUGAGUGUGUGUUUGAGGGCAUCGCUAAAGCAGGAAACCCCAAAACCCUCCUGAACCAGAUCUACACAGAGCUCUACAUCACAGAGGGAGGGGCUACAGAGGUCAACCAGGACCAUGAGGUCAGACUGAUUGAAACAGCAUCUAGGAACCCACACAGACCACCAACAACCAUCACAUGUGAAGACAUCUUUAAAACACCCUCUGACAGAGAUCAACCAAUCAGAACAGUGCUGACAAAGGGCGUGGCUGGCAUCGGGAAAACAGUGUCCACACAGAAGUUCAGUCUGGACUGGGCUGAAGACAAAGCCAACCAGGACAUCCACUUCAUAUUUCCAUUCACCUUCAGAGAGCUGAAUGUGCUGAAACAGAAGAAGUUCAGCUUGGUGGAACUGGUUCAGCACUUCUUCACUGAAACCACAGAAGCAGGAAUCUGGAUCUUUGAAGACCACCAGGUGGUGUUCAUCUUAGACGGUCUGGAUGAGUGUCGACCUCCUCUGGACUUCAACAACACUCAGAUCCUGACUGAUGUGACAGAGUCCAGCUCAGUGGAUGUGCUGCUGAUGAACCUCAUCAGGGGGAACCUGCUUCCCUCUGCUCGCCUCUGGAUAACCACACGACCUGCAGCAGCCAAUCAGAUCCCUGCUCAGUGGGUGGACAUGGUGACAGAGGUCAGAGGGUUCAAGGACCCACAGAAGGAGGAGUAUUUCAGGAAGAGGUUCACAGAUGAAGAACAGACCAACACAAUCAUCUCCCACAUCCAGAGGUCCCGAAGCGUCCACAUCAUGUGUCACAUCCCAGUCUUCUGCUGGAUCACUGCUACAGUUCUGGAGGACGUGUUGAAGACCACAGACAGAAGACAACUGCCCAAGACCCUGACUGAGAUGUACAUCCACUUCCUGGUGGUUCAGGCCAAACUGAAGAAUGUCAAGUAUGAUGAAAGAUCUGAGACAGAUCCACACUGGAGUCAGACCAGGAAGAUGAUUGAGUCUCUGGGAAAACUGGCCUUUGAGCAGCUGAAGAAAGGAAACCUGAUCUUCUACGAAUCCGACCUGACAGAGUGUGGCAUCGAUAUCAGCUCAGCCUCAGUGUACUCAGGAGUGUUCACAGAGGUCUUCAAAGAGGAGAGAGGACUGUACCAGGACCAGAAGUUCUGCUUCAUCCAUCUGAGUGUCCAGGAGUUUCUGGCUGCUCUUCAUGUCCAUCAGACCUUCACCAACACUGGAGUCAAUCUGCUUUCAGAACAACAAACGUGUGUUUGGUCUAAACUAUCAAAGGUCAAACCUGUCCGGUUGUACCAGACCGCUGUGGACGAGGCCUUACAGAGUCCAAAUGGACACCUGGACCUGUUCCUGCGCUUCCUCCUGGGUCUAUCACUGCAGACCAAUCAGAGUCUCCUACACGGUCUGGUGAAACCAACAGGAAGCAGCUCAAAGACCAACCAGAAAACUGUAGAGUACAUCAAGAAGAAGAUCAGUGAGAAUGUGUCUGCAGAGAGAAGCAUCAACCUGUUCCACUGUCUGAAUGAACUGGAGGAUGGAUCUCUGGUGGAUCAGAUCCAACAGUACCUGAGAUCAGGACGUCUGUCCACAGAACAACUGUCUCCUGCUCAGUGGUCAGCUCUGGCCUUCAUCUUACUGUCAUCAGAAAAAGACCUGGAUGUGUUUGACCUGAAGGAAUACUGUGGUUCAGAGGAGGUUCUUCUGAGGCUGCUGCCAGUGGUCAAAGCCUCCAACAAAGCUCUACUCAGUGGCUGUAACCUGUCAGACAGAAGCUGUGAAGCUCUGUCCUCAGUUCUCAGAUCCCAGUCCUGUAGUCUGACACAUCUGGAUCUAAGCAACAAUGACAUGAAGGAUUCAGGAGUGAAGAUCCUGUCAGAUGGACUGAAGAGUCCAGGAUGCAGACUGGACACUCUCAGACUCAGUGGCUGUAACCUGUCAGACAGAAGCUGUGAAGCUCUGUCUUCAGUUCUCAGAUCCCACUCCUGUAGUCUGACACAUCUGGAUCUAAGCAACAAUGACCUGAAGGAUUCAGGAGUGAAGAUCCUGUCAGAUGGACUGAAGAGUCCAGGAUGCAGACUGGACACUCUCAGGUUGGAUCUUGCUGGAGUUCGAUGGUUGAAACCAGGUCCGAGGAAGUAUUUCUGUGAACUCACCCUGGAUCCAAACACAGCGAACAGAGAACUGAAACUGUCUGAAAACAACAAGAAGGUGAAACGAGUGGAGGAGGUUCAGUCAUAUCCUGAUCAUCAGGAAAGAUUUGAGUACUGGAAACAGGUGAUGUGUUCAACUGGUCUGACUGGUCGCUGUUACUGGGAGGUCCAGUGGAGUGGAGGGGUUGAAAUAUCAGUGACUUACAGAGGAAUCAGAAGGAAAGGAUACAGUGAAGACUGUAGGUUUGGAAGAAAUGAUCAGUCCUGGAGUCUGGAGUGUUAUGGAGGUAAAUACAGGGUCUGGCAUAACAACAAACGCACAUACCUCCCUCAGUCCUUCUCCUCCUCCUCCUCCUCCUCCUCCUCCUUCUCUGGUACAGUCUCAGUGUAUGUGGACUGUCUUGCUGGAUCUGUGUCCUUCUACAGAGUCUCCUCUGACAAACUGAUCCACCUGCACACCUUCAAAACCACAUUCACUGAACCACUGUUUGGAGGAUUUAGACUGUGGCCUGUAUCCACAGUGUGUUUGUGUGAUGUGUAGUUGUGUUGUGUAGUUGUGUAGUGUCCAUAAAAUGGUUGUGUUCAAAUCAGUGUCAUUUGAACACAGUUGUGUGUGAGUUGAUGCUCUACAAAUACACAAACAUUUAGAAACACCAAGAACAUAAAUCAGCCUCAGUUCUUCAACAGUUGUCUUGUUUCCUUGGAUGCUUUCUAUGUUUAUAAAAUUAGAAAUGAAUCCAACCAGUAGUUUGACAGAAGAAUUGCUCAUGAAGACGACGCCUCCACAAUAACUCAUCUGUGUGCAUUUUUUCCACAGUGAGAGGAUUAGGACUGUAGACUGAAAAUGACAAUUCCAGUAAAGGAA